AUGUCAUUCGACGUCGGUCCUGCUUAUAACGUCUACAAGAUCGUCAUGGUCAGAUACCUGGUGGCGCUCGUGUUGCUGGUUUCCGUCGCCGCAGUCGUCGAUGCACAGUGGUGGGACUGCCGCUCCUCGCCUUGGGGCUGCUUCCGUCCUGUGCCAGUCUUUGGUGGCGGUGGUGGAUUUUGGAGUGGCUUAGGUUUGGGUAGGGGCAGGGGUGGAUUUGGUCGGGGGAGAGGUGGUUUUGGUGGUGGCAGAGGAGGCUUUGGUGGUGGGAGGGGCGGCUUUGGCGGUGGAAGAGGUGGUUUUGGUGGUGGGAGGGGUGGGUUCGGUGGUGGAAGAGGAGGCUUUGGGGGCGGCAGAGGCGGAGGAAUUGGAGGUUUCGGUGGAGGAAGAGGUGGAGGAUUUGGAGGUGGAUUUGCUGGAGGACGUGGUGGUGGUGGUGGCGGCGGUAGGGGAUAA
Schistocerca serialis cubense is the source of this 456-nucleotide messenger RNA. Its product is annotated as ctenidin-3-like. NCBI's taxonomy places the organism in Eukaryota, Metazoa, Arthropoda, Insecta, Orthoptera, Acrididae. The record is from RefSeq and is a predicted model, not a curated record. The transcript is spliced from 2 exons. The coding region runs from base 1 to 456 and encodes 151 amino acids.